This is a messenger RNA of Manacus vitellinus (golden-collared manakin), 1959 nucleotides long. RefSeq names its product propionyl-CoA carboxylase subunit beta (gene PCCB). Gene Ontology annotation, cellular component: mitochondrion. The record is from RefSeq and is a predicted model, not a curated record. Gene Ontology annotation, molecular function: propionyl-CoA carboxylase activity. Lineage: Eukaryota; Metazoa; Chordata; Aves; Passeriformes; Pipridae.
AUGACAACAGCGAUGAACGGCCCGGCCGAGGAGGGCUGGGCUCGGGCCGUGGUCUUUGCCCGGGCCGUGCCCGCGGAGCGGGGCCGCGUGUCUUGUUGCCCGGGGCCGUGUCUGUGCCCGGGGCCGUGUCUGUGCCGGGGGGCCGUGUCUGUGCCCGGCGCUGUCGUGUGGGCCGGGGCGGGCGGGCGCGCAGGCGCCCGCUGGGCUGUGCGGGCCAUUGGCGCGGUGCAGGGUGCUGUGCCCGCGGCGGGCCGGCCUGCCCGUGUCCGUGGUCCGCGUCCGCUGUGGCCUGUGCCGGGCCGCCUCGGGGCCCGCCCUCCCCCCGUGCCCCGCAUCGAGGAGAAGCGCCGCGCCGCGCUGCUGGGCGGCGGCCAGGCCCGCAUCGACGCCCAGCACAAGCGCGGAAAGCUGACAGCAAGGGAACGAAUUCUGCUGCUCUUGGACCCCGACAGUUUUGAUGAAUAUGACAUGUUUGUGGAACACAGAUGUGCUGACUUUGGGAUGGACUCUAGUAAGAAUAAGUACCCUGGGGACAGUGUGGUGACGGGCCGGGGGCGCAUCAAUGGCAGGCUGGCCUAUGUCUUCAGCCAGGAUUUUACUGUGUUUGGAGGCAGUUUAUCUGGAGCUCAUGCCCAGAAGAUCUGCAAGAUCAUGGAUCAGGCUGCCAUGGUGGGAGCCCCCGUGAUUGGGCUGAACGACUCCGGAGGAGCCCGGAUCCAGGAGGGAGUGGAGUCCUUGGCAGGCUAUGCAGACAUAUUCCUGAGAAAUGUUCUGUGUUCUGGGGUGGUUCCCCAGAUCUCCCUCAUCAUGGGUCCCUGUGCUGGUGGAGCUGUGUAUUCCCCUGCCUUAACUGAUUUCACAUUCAUGGUCAAGGACACAUCCUACCUGUUCAUCACCGGCCCUGAUGUGGUGAAGUCUGUCACCAAUGAAGAUGUCACCCAGGAGCAGCUCGGGGGGGCCAAGACACACACUGCUGUGUCUGGAGUUGCCCACAGAGCCUUUGAGAACGACAUCGAUGCUCUGCUGAACCUCCGGGAGUUCUUUAAUUAUUUACCUCUGAGCAACCGUGACCCCGCCCCGGUGUGUGAGUGCCACGAUCCCAGUGACCGCCCUGUUCCCGAGCUGGACACCGUGGUCCCGAGUGAAUCCACCAAAGCCUACGACAUGCUGGACAUCAUCCACUCGAUUGUGGAUGAGAGGGAAUUCUUCGAGAUCAUGCCAUCCUACGCCAGGAACAUCGUGGUUGGAUUUGCCAGGAUGAACGGACGGACUGUUGGGAUAGUGGGCAACCAACCCAAGGUGGCAUCAGGGUGCUUAGACAUAAACUCUUCUGUGAAGGGAGCCCGCUUUGUCCGGUUCUGUGACGCCUUCAACAUCCCCCUGCUCACGUUUGUGGAUGUCCCUGGAUUCCUGCCAGGCACAGCCCAGGAGUACGGUGGGAUCAUCCGGCACGGUGCCAAACUGCUGUUUGCCUUUGCAGAAGCAACUGUGCCUAAAAUCACUGUCAUCACCAGGAAGGCCUAUGGUGGUGCCUAUGACGUGAUGAGCUCCAAGCACCUGAGAGGAGACGCGAACUACGCCUGGCCCACGGCCGAGGUGGCCGUGAUGGGAGCCAAGGGCGCUGUGCAGAUCAUCUUCAGGGGAAAGGAGGCCAACGCGGAGCAGGAGUACGUGGAUAAGUUUGCAAACCCCUUUCCUGCUGCCACGAGAGGGUUUGUUGAUGACAUCAUCCAGCCUUCCACCACCCGCAGGCGGAUCUGCCACGACCUGGAUGUGCUGGCCAGUAAAUCCCAGGCCAGUCCCUGGAAGAAACAUGCCAAUAUCCCACUGUGAGGAUGAGCAGGGGUGGCCCUGCAGGGAGACCUGGCACUCUCUCGUUAAUGGAGGUCUGCUUGGCAAUGGAAAUAGCUCUUUGGGUUUUGAUUUGGCUGAUAACCAUCAAUAAAUCAUAGUAUAUAU